Aspergillus nidulans FGSC A4 is the source of this 3036-nucleotide messenger RNA. Its product is annotated as DEAD/DEAH box helicase. The transcript is spliced from 2 exons. Gene Ontology annotation, molecular function: ATP binding; hydrolase activity; nucleotide binding. Lineage: Eukaryota; Fungi; Ascomycota; Eurotiomycetes; Eurotiales; Aspergillaceae. The record is from RefSeq and is a predicted model, not a curated record. The coding region runs from base 1 to 3036 and encodes 1011 amino acids.
AUGGUCUUUAAGCCCUUCAAGCCGCUCUCGAUAAGGAAGCCACCUCAGCCUGCCGAUCCAACCCAAAAACCAUCCAUAAAGCCUCUCGAAACCGAUGACGGCCCGCCUGCAAAGCGGCCACGACUGUUUUCCCAGGAUACAAGCAACACUGAGAACACGCGUACUACGUUAGCGAACCAGAGGAAACCUUUGAUUCAGGUCACUAAUGUUAGCGAGGCGUCUGCCCUUACUAGCGGCGGAAGUGGCGAUGGAAGUGCAUAUGUAGACUCAUCCUUGCCUGAGGCGAGGCGGAAACCCACCACAAAAAAGAACAAGAUUUGGGACGGCGACGGGAUUGUCUCAGUGCGAGAUGGAUACGUCUAUCUGCAGGAUAUCUCGGGGAGGGCUAUGGGCCGGGCGAUGUAUGGUUCUGUCCUGAAGCCGGGCGUCAUACUUUCGGUCGGAGGAAAAGAAGUUGAAAUUGAUACGGAGAUUCCCAAGGAAGAGUAUCUCUCUGGGAAGCGGUCUUUAAUGACUAAAACCGAGGCCCCGACGCCGCCAUCGCUUACAAGGCCAUUACCAUCAAAGAAGACGUCUGUUCCCGUGCUGAUGAGCCGGGAGAAAGAUAUAUCUCGAUCCGAAAUAUCAGCACCUAGUCCGGGACUGGCCGAGACCCGGGUUAAGGAGAGUCAGGCCGCGAACUUAGCAAGUCGAGGGUCUAUUUCAGGGGCUUAUAAGAGGCCUUUACUCGAGAGCACGGUUAUGCCAGCUGCUUCGUUAGAUGAGCCUACUCCCCGCCAUGAUCCUAAGCAGCCUGGGGCAUUGAUAAUGAAGCGGCCGGGCUCGGCGCCCAAGGGAAAGCGCAUAGUGGAUGUUGUUGUGGAUCCUAUUUUGGCAAAACAUCUCCGGCCGCACCAGCGCGAGGGCGUGAAGUUCUUGUAUGAGUGUGUUAUGGGGAUGCGAUCAUUCAAUGGCGAAGGCGCGAUUCUAGCUGACGACAUGGGUUUGGGAAAGACAUUACAGACCAUCACUCUGCUAUGGACUCUACUAAAACAGAAUCCGAUUUACGAGGCCGCUCCAGUGAUUAAGAAAGCUCUUAUUGUUUGCCCGGUCACAUUGAUAAAUAACUGGAGGAGAGAAUUCCGGAAAUGGCUCGGAAACGAGCGGAUUGGGGUCUUUGUUUUUGAUGAUAAGAGGAAGCGAUUGACUGACUUUACAAUGGGAAAAGCCUAUAGCAUCAUGAUCGUCGGCUAUGAGAAACUGAGGUCUGUGCAAGAGGGGCUGGCGCGUGGUAAUGGUGUCGAUAUCGUCAUUGCAGACGAAGGGCAUCGAUUGAAAACGCUCCAGAACAAAAGCGGGCAAGCUAUCCAAUCAUUAAACGCUACGAAGAGAAUAAUCCUCUCGGGUACACCUAUCCAAAAUGACUUGAAAGAAUUCUUUGCCGCAGUGGAUCUUGUCAAUCCAGGCGUCCUGGGAUCGUUCAAGUCCUUCAUCAAGGAGUUCGAGGGUCCGAUCGUGAGGAGUAGACAGCCUGAAGCUACCGAGAAGGACAUUGAAAAGGGAGAGGCCAGAAAUGAAGAGCUCCGAGAAUUAACAUCUCAGUUUAUGCUGCGGAGAACGGCCGAUAUCCUUGCAGAUUACCUGCCUCCGAAGACGGAAUAUGUGCUUUUUUGCAAACCAACCAAUACGCAGGCGAAGAUAUACCAGAACGUGCUUGCUUCGCCAGUCUUUCAGGGCGCCCUGGGUAAUUCCGAAAGUGCUCUGCAGCUGAUCACGAUCCUCAAGAAACUGUGCAAUAGUCCAUCUCUGCUUUCAUUAAAGGAUGCCAACGAAAAGCCGAGCGAGACCAUCGCUGCCAUCUUGUCAUCCUUGCCACCUAACCUUCUGCGUCACUUCUCCCCGUCAUGCAGUGCUAAGAUUCGCGUCCUAGACCAGCUACUCCACUACCUACGCACAUCAACCUCUGAAAAGGUUGUGCUUGUCUCAAACUACACUUCAACCCUGGAUCUUCUCGCCAACCUUCUAAGCUCUCUCUCGCUUCCUUUCCUCCGCCUUGACGGCUCCACUCCUGCGCAAAAGCGCCAAAGCCUCGUCGAGGACUUUAACCGCCACCCAGCGAGCACUUGCUUUGCAUUUCUCCUCUCCGCAAAGGCCGGAGGAACCGGUUUAAACUUGAUUGGCGCCAGCCGGCUCGUCCUCUUUGACGUAGACUGGAACCCUGCCACGGACAUUCAAGCCAUGGCGCGCAUCCACCGCGAUGGCCAGAAGCAUCACUGCCAUAUCUACCGUAUCCUUCUGCAGGGCAGUUUAGAGGAAAAGAUAUGGCAACGGCAGGUGACGAAGAUCGGGCUUGCGGAUAGCGUGAUGGAGCAUAAGGAUAGUGUCGCGCAGUUCUCGCGCGACGAACUUCGGGACCUCUUCAGGCUGGAUGUGGUGAGUAAAUGCCAGACGCAUGAUCUCCUAGCCUGCGGCUGCGGUGGGAAAGGGUAUUCCACCGCUUCAGGUAAUGACCAUACGCCUCAACAAGAACCGGAAGGACUCAGUGAAGAUGAUGACGAGUCAGACAUAUCCUGCCUAAAAUUUCCAACCCUUAUGAAAGCCACUGAAGUGAACAUGGAAGAACAAGAACGAUUUUUUGCAACAGGAGGCAGAGGCCCACGUGCGUCAGUAUUGACGAGUAAGAACUCUGGCAGCGGGAACACCAACAGCAGCAAGCAGAAAAUAAAAGAAAGCCUCUCUCACUACGUACACAUCGACCCCUCUCUUUUCAUGCCAUCGACAUCGACAUUGGAAAACUUUGGGGCUGGGGGUCUUGAUCAAGUCCUGGGGGAUGAGGUCUUGCGUUCUCUUUUAACAGACGAGGAGAACCGGGUGCAGUUUUUGUUUAAGAAGUCGACGGAGCCCGAGGUGAAGCAAACGCCUUUCGCGGCCGAUGAUGGCGCCGGGGCGACGCCCAAGUCCAGGACCAACUCCACGUGUAGAUCCGAACCCGAAGAUGGAGCCGAAGCUAGGGCAGGAAAUGGCACGGCGGACUCACCAGUGGAUUUAUCGGAUUAG